This is a messenger RNA of Cydia fagiglandana, 3555 nucleotides long. It is a transcript of the gene Arl4, whose product is annotated as ADP-ribosylation factor-like protein 4C. Lineage: Eukaryota; Metazoa; Arthropoda; Insecta; Lepidoptera; Tortricidae. Gene Ontology annotation, molecular function: GTPase activity; GTP binding. Gene Ontology annotation, cellular component: cytoplasm; plasma membrane. The record is from RefSeq and is a predicted model, not a curated record. The transcript is spliced from 4 exons. Gene Ontology annotation, biological process: intracellular protein transport; vesicle-mediated transport. The coding region runs from base 624 to 1253 and encodes 209 amino acids.
GUCCGGAGGUGUCCGCGGGCGGGGCGGCACGUACGGCGUGCGUGGUCGUCGCGCCACUCGACAUUGCAUUGUGUUUACUAUGCACAUCAUUGUUUAAAACCGUUCUUAUCAAAUCAAUACGAUUUAGGAGUGAUAUAACACGGCCUACGCUUCGUUUAAAGCGAGAUAACGACUAGUGUUCGAACAAAUUAGUGACAAUAAAGCAUUUUAUCUACAGCUACUUGCUGGUGGCUUAUUGACAAGUGAAAUUCAUAAUCGGCCCAUUCAUAGGAGGAAUCGGUCCGAGAGUUUGUUAUUGGAUUUUUACUUGUGUAAGUGAUCUUUGUGGUGAAGCAAAGGAUGCAAAUCAAUAAUCAAGUGGAAACCCAGCUGCGAACCGAGAGCUCGUGCUGUGCGGUUUAAUACUCACUUGCAUAUUGAUUGUCACUGGAUCUGGAUAUUGUCGACAAAAUAACUACGUUAUACAACUCACAAACACAUACUUGAAGUGGUAUAUUGAAGACUGAAGUUCAUCUGGCCUUACUUAACGCAGUUUAUUAUUGACACUCGGUGAGUUCCUGUUCUCUUCGUGAUGUUGCGACCCGACGAGAGCGUGAGAUAGCCGCCUCGUGCGGCGGCGCAGCAUGGGUGCGAACAUGGGCAAGAACUCGAGCCUGCUCGACGCGCUGCCUUCCGCGCAAGGCACGCUGCACGUCGUCAUGCUAGGCCUCGACUCCGCCGGCAAGACCACUGCGCUCUACCGUCUCAAGUUCGACCAGUACCUCAACACGGUGCCAACUAUCGGCUUUAACUGCGAAAAGGUUAAAGGCACCAUAGGAAAGUCUAAAGGAGUAAAUUUCCUCGUCUGGGACGUCGGAGGCCAGGAGAAACUCCGACCGCUGUGGAAGUCGUACACGCGAUGCACGGACGGCAUUAUAUUCGUGCUCGACUCGGUCGACGUAGAGCGUAUGGAGGAAGCCAAAAUGGAGCUGAUACGGACGGCGAAGUCGCCGGACAACACGGGUGUGCCGAUCUUAGUGUUGGCGAACAAGCAGGACCUGCCGGGGGCGAAAGAGCCACGAGAGCUGGAGAAGUUGCUGGGGCUGCAGGAGCUGGUGGCGUCGCCGCACGGCUCGCGCGACGCGCACACCUGGCACGUGCAGCCCGCCUGCGCCAUCACCGGCGAGGGCCUGCACGAAGGCCUCGACGCCCUCUACGAGAUGAUACUCAAGAGGAGAAAACUCGCUAAGCUACAGAAGAAACGCGUCAGAUAAACUGGCCACGCGAAACUUAUGGCUACGAUUAUCAAUGUUGUGAUGUACAAUGUUAAGAUAAUGCUCAUCGUGUAGAUAUUAUUUGAUAUGUCCGAUGUGUAACACCAAAUAUUGUUUUUACUGUAGAUAUGAAGGAACGUCUUAUGAAAAUAUUCCAUCACAAUGUUGCUCAAGUAUAUUGAACAUUUUGAAGGAAACGAAUAUUUUGAUAAAACUAUAACUACUAGUCAUUUUCUUUUGAAAAUAGCUAGGCGGAGAAAACGAAAUAAAUUAAUAUAAUACUGUCAGUCGGUCUACUAGAUAACGGCCACGGUUUUACAACCGAACGAAGGAAUCUUGACAUCUAUGAUUGUGUACCUUUCAGAAUAUUAAUACAUGCCUGAGAUUUAGUACAGAAUAUUUUUCAUCGCCAUUUUAUUGCUUCGCGUUUAUAUUUAAAUCGUAAUUAAAUUGAUCCCCUUUUAAUUCAAGACGAGUUCAUCAAGAAAUUCGAUAUACAUUGAUCCAUGAUUGAUUACACAGACGAGCUGCAGACCUUGAAUUAAAUAUAUCUAUAGUGCAAUAUUUAUAAAUAGUUGUUACACGUAAUCUCUAGAAAACAUAGGUUUUUUCCCUAUUACAGCUUUUCAGCAAAUAACUCUUGAAUUCUUGAUCCUUUCGAUCCCAAAAUGAUAUGAUCUUCCAGUAGUACAGCUCAGCCACCUAGUUGCGAAUAUAGCGGAAACAUGAAAAGGGCGAUCAAGCGAUACGCGGUACCUACUACAAGAAUAUAUAACUGUCAAGACCGUAAGGGCUUUGAACUCUUUGAAUUUUCACUGUUUUCGUGUAGACAUAAUUAUUAUUAAUAUAAUUAUUCAUUAUCAUGGAAAUGAGAUGUUUGUGUAUAACUUUUUAAAAGAGGCUUUUAAUGUUUCUGUGUCGAGAGUCUUCUCUAUGUAUAUAUGAUGUAAAUAAACGAAUUUGGAGGAUAAUAUAUAACGAAAUUUACAUGAGUAGAUAAGUAUUGCGUUGUAAAAUAAGCAUUUUAACGUUUGCGCAUUUAGUUUAAGGAACGUCUAAAUAAAUUAUGUUAAUACAUUUGGCCUGUUUUGUAACUUGUAGCUACGUCGACCCACCGGCCGAAUUUUUGUAUCUCGAGUUAACGUUAAGUGACUAUCUUGUGGACCUUGUCAUAAAGCACAAUUUUUACAUUGUAGGUCAUUGUGCUGCAUGGCCAUUGCUUCUUGAGCACACAUAAUUUACUACAAUUUUUUUCCAAAAGCAACUGCUGUGAAAGAAAAUUACGCAAAACACACGGAUUUAAUUUCAAUUUAAGAGUCUUAAUAUACCAGAAUUAAGACACCACCGCGAUAUUGUUUGUCGCCCUACGUAACAUGUUCUUGGACUCAUUGCAUCAACCAGCGUUAGCAUAAAUGUAGUCUAAAAUUAGCGCAUAUCAGCAUUGUCAGCUCUAUUUAGUAUUUAUAAAAACCGCAGUUUUGGCUAUCACACAGCCAUUCAACAUUUCUGGGUCGACAAGGAUCGCUGGUCACAAGAUAAUUCAUCAAUUCAUCACCUGCUUGAGCCAGGAAUGUAACGCCAAUAAAUUGUCAGAUGACAAUUGCCGACCUGGUGAAAUACGGGUCUGGUUUGCUGCUUUGUGUACACUGGCUAUUUGGAGGCAAGUGAAGGAGAAAUAUCUAUACCUCGGUCUUCGGUCAUAUAAAAGCUUUAAUCAUGUUUAACUUUACAUAUUGUAUCAUUUUUCGCCGGUGUAGUGUAUCCUGCUAACCUAACAAACGCAAAAUUGAAGGGAUGUUUACAAAAACAACAUAACUGACUACAACUGACACCUGAAACGAUUAACAGUGUUCUUAAAAAAGUGUCAACCGCUCUAAGCAGUUAUGUUGUUUUUGUAAACAUCCCUUCAAUUGAUAGUAAUGUUAUGUUAAACAACUUACGCUGCUUAGUAAGCAAUUAUUAUAAGUAAUUUAAUUUAUUUAUGGAGUGAUUCAUAUUAAGGUUAACAUAACAAUUAGUUUAGGUCUUGCGGAUUGCAUUGAUGUAAAGCUUUUACCAAGUUUGUUUAGUCAUCAUUGUAAAUAUGUAAAUUCCAAGUAGUUAUUCGUCAAUACCAAGAAACCAAACAUUUUUAUGAGUAGGUAAUGUACAUUUUGUUAUUUAAAGUGAUUUGUUUUAUUAUACAUAUUAUCUAUCUAUAUUAUAUCCAAUUGUAUUUUGUUUGAUGGUGGAAUUAAUAGGCUAUAAUUAUGUAGGUUGUUUUCGUAUUGAUUCCCCGUAAAUAAAAUCUGUUUUCAAUAAA